AUGAUAACAUAACCUAAUCAUUUUUAAAUGAUAAUCUUUUAUCACUUUAUGUUUAUUAUAAUUAAAUUUAUUUAGAUAAUAAGAACAAUAAAAAAAUGAUUCGUGCAGUAUUAAUUGACUUAAGUGGCACACUGCACAUCGACGACACAGCUAUUCCUGGAGCUGUUAAUGCAUUGAAUAGGUUAAGAAAAACAAAUGUUCUAAUAAAAUUCGUUACAAAUACAACAAAGGAGUGUCAAAGAAUUCUUCAUGAACGCCUUACAAAAUUGGGUUUCGAAUUACUUCCUGAUGAAAUUCACAGUUCCUUACAGGCUGCAAAAGCUCUUAUAUUGAAACGUAAUUUGAAGCCUCUUCUUUUAAUUGCCCCUGAAGCUCAUGAAGACUUUCAAAACAUGAAUUAUACACUUGAAGACCAACCAAAUGCAGUCGUUGUAGGAUUGGCACCUACUGAAUUUCAUUAUGACAAAUUAAAUAGUGCAUUUAGGUGUUUAUUAAAUGGUGCACAAUUAAUUGCAAUCCAUGCUGGAAAAUAUUACAAACGGAAGGAUGGACUUGCCUUGGGUCCUGGAUGUUUUGUUAAAGGUUUAGAAUAUUCUGCCCAAUGUAAAGCUGAAGUUGUAGGAAAGCCAAAUACAAGUUUCUUCUUAUCAGCUCUUGGAGAUAUAUCACCUCAAGAAGCUGUUAUGAUUGGUGACGAUGUAACUGAUGAUGUUGAGGGUGCUUUAAAAGCGGGUUUGCAGGGAAUUUUAGUUCAAACAGGUAAAUAUCAGAAAGGUGACGAAAAUAAAAUAACUCCCCCACCUACAGCAGUUGCUUCCAGUUUUGUUGAAGCUGUGGAAACAAUUUUAAAAAAUAUAAAGGAAUAGAGAGUAUAAAAAUUAGUUAUUUGUAUUUUUAAAAAAACGUUGUG
Molecule: messenger RNA, 910 nt
Organism: Agrilus planipennis (emerald ash borer)
Lineage: Eukaryota; Metazoa; Arthropoda; Insecta; Coleoptera; Buprestidae
Product: haloacid dehalogenase-like hydrolase domain-containing protein 2
Exons: 4
Coding region: 96-866 (256 amino acids)
Biological process (GO): dephosphorylation
Molecular function (GO): phosphatase activity
Source: RefSeq, a predicted model, not a curated record